UGUGGAAAUAAUCCUUUCUCUCGAAAGAAGAGGGGGAGGGGAGGCAAGGUAAACAUUAAGAAGCAAUGUGGAAACAAAUUUCCAAAGUGCUGGUUGAUGGGUUUGUAUUCAAGUAAAGAAUUAGAUCUGUGUUACCAAGAUAAUUUGGGUAGCAUCCCAAAAAUAGGACCUUGUUUUGCUUUUCAGAUGACUUCUGAAAUCUGUAAUAAGUGAUGGGUUUGUGAGGAUGAGCCAAAACUUUUUGCAUCUGUCCAUUUGGAAUGUGUGUUACGUAAUACCACUGAAGUGUACUACGACAUACUGCUGGAUUGUAUGUGCCUGAUCUCUGUUUUGAUGGUGCUAAUGGUGCUGUUGAGAUAAUGUGCUGAACUCAUCACUGUAAUAAUGUCUUUUUUAAGGUCUGCAUGACUGUAUGAUGGCUUAUAAAUGAACUACAGUGGCUUGUUAUAGGGAUAAAAGAAGCAUUCUGAGAUGCUGUUUUGGAGCUGUUGGUUAAGAUUUUCUUAGAUACCUGAUUUAUGCUAUUAAGACUAGAUUUUUUUCCUGGAAACCAGAUACACUCGGGUAUAAAUGAUAACCUUUUUUACUACACAGUUGCUACCAGUUCACCAGCCUGGCCUGCACAGCGUGCACCUUGUGCCUGCAUGGCAGAACGAAGGGGUCGGCUACUGACACGUCUGCUCAGAAGGGUGGGAAGGUCUCCAGCAAACGGAGGCGGGUGUGGCCCCUCUGUGGGCACGCCGGGUGCCUCUGGCUGCCAAAGGCGCUGCUCUCGGGAAAGGACACGGACCUGCUUUGGAGAGCAGCGCCGGGGGAGUGCAGGGCUGACGGGCAGCAGUGGUGUGGGCGCCUGGGGACACCGGCGUUGGGAGAGGGACCACCUGCUCUCCGCUGAGUAAAAUACUACGCUGAAAAACACAAGGAUGAUGCGUAUUAGAGCUGCACCGCCGGGUGCGGUAUUUCUGCCGGCCCUCGGCAGGCGCUUCUCUCAGCCCUGACCCCAGCCGCGCCUGCGCGGCUUGAGCGAGGGACGGGCGGCCCGCCGCUGCGGCGAGGGACGGGCCGCGUCCGUGUCCCGGAGACAGCGCGGCACCGGGCAGUAUUUAGUUAUGGGUGAUGAGUCAGUACCAUUUUUGCUGGGUGAAGGAACCACUAAAACAUAUCAAAUACCUAUUAGUCAUCUGGACUACAAAUUCAUUGAAAAAUGCACAGAUGUUAAGCACCUGGAAAAGAUUCUCAGGGUAUUAAGGUCUGGUGAAGAGGGAUGUUACCCUGAACUUACACUGGUUUGUGAAAAGCGUAUUGAGCAUUUAGAUCCCAGGAGCAGAGUUCUGAGAAAAGAUAAGCCUGCAGCCACAGCUUCUGAUUUCACAGCUGAAGAAUGGGAAGCAAUUAAUAGUGAACUGAUGAGCUGGCUGACAGAAAUGAAUGAAGAUGAUAAGAAAUCACAGCUCCUGAGAACAGACACACCAAAUGAAAGACAAGAUAACUUGCCUCCCAUUCGUUGUUCCAGCAGGUGCCUUCCCACUAAUCAGAACAAAAAAUUGAAAAACAAACAAAGAAGCAAGAAAAACAUACCACGGGAUUACAGUGAAUGGGACAAGUUUGAUGUGGAAAAGGAAUGUUCUAAAAUUGAUGAAGACUAUGAAGAAGGUAACUCAAAAGCAAGAUUCUUCAGUAGGCCAAGUCCACCUGUAAUUGAAAAGAAAAUUGACACAACUGGACUGACAAAGAGAGAGAAAAUUUUUAUUGCUACUCGUGAAAAAGAAAAGGGCAAUGAAGCCUUUGCCAUUGGUGAUUAUAUGGAAGCAGUGACAUAUUACACUCGGAGUAUAUCAGUAAUACCAACUGCAGCUGUGUAUAAUAACAAAGCUCAAGCAGAAAUCAAACUGCAGGACUGGGACAGUGCUUUGCAGGAUUGUGAGAUGGUACUAGAUAUGGAACCUGGCAACAUAAAAGCUUUAAUGCGCCGUGCCACUGUACACAGUCAUCUGCAGAAUUACCAGACAGCUGUAGAGGAUCUGAAUAAAGUGUUGUCUGUUGAACCAGAAAGCUCUAUAGCUAAGAAAAGUCUGCUAGAGAUUGAAAAGAAACUGAGAGGUUUAGAGCCUCUAUCUGAGCCUCAAGGCAAAGGAAAAAGAAUACUUAUUCAAGAGCUGGAUGAUUCAGAAAAUGGCGAAGAAAGAAGGGAAAAUACAGAAGAAUGUGAAAGACGUGGUGGAGAUAAAACCUCCGCCGCGGCAGCGGCAGCGCGGGCGGCAGCCGGGGAGCCCGCGAUGGGCAACGCGCACAGAAAGUCCCACGGCAAAGGCGGCAGCAAGGCGCAGGACAGAGAGACGCACAAGCAGAAGGACUCCGAUGAGAGCAGAUCAAAAAAAGGCGCAUCAGAGAAGAAAUCAGGAAAGCAUUUGUCAGACCGUGAAGGUGAAGUUAAUGGCUAUUUACGCAGUGAUGAGAAGAGUGAAAGCCCCGAAGCUGAGGAGAUCUCCAAACCGCAUAGAGAAGGGUCUCAGUCGGCUGGUGGUGGCAGUUCCACUUCACUUCCUCUUACUGCAGCAAAACUAAAAAGUGAAGGAAAUGAGUUUUUUAAGAGUGGACAGUUUGGAGAAGCUGUGCUCAAAUACUCGAAAGCAAUUGAAUAUGUCAUUGGUCUAGGAGAACAAAGUCCAGACGAUUUAAGUAUCCUGUACUCAAACAGAGCAGCAUGUUACCUCAAAGAAGGGAACUGCAGUGACUGCAUUCAGGAUUGUAACAGAGCUCUGGAGCUUCAGCCAUUUUCCCUUAAGCCUCUUCUACGCCGAGCAAUGGCAAAUGAGUCAAUGGAGCGGUAUCGACAGGCAUACAUUGAUUAUAAAACAGUCCUACAAAUAGACAGCAGCAUCCAGGCAGCAAAUGAUAGUGCUAACAGAAUAACAAAGACUUUAAUCGAUCAGGAUGGUCCCAGUUGGAGGGAGAAGCUGCCACCAAUUCCAGUUGUUCCAGUUGCUGCUCAGCUACACAGGUGGGAUGGAGGAAGCCUCACUUCAGAAAAUAAGCCAAGUACUAUAGACAUCAACAGAGAAGAACAAUUGCAGAUGAAUCGUGAGGAAGCCAUGGAGAAGUUCAACAAGUUGAAAAAUGAAGGGAAUGAUUUUGUAAAAAUGGGGGAAUAUGAAGAAGCUGCAAAUAAAUACAGUGAGUGCAUGAAGUUAAAUACUGAGGAAUGUACUGUCUACACUAACAGAGCUCUCUGUUACUUGAAACUGUAUAAAUACGAAGAGGCUAAGCAGGAUUGUGAUCAUGUUCUUCAGAUAGAAGAUUCUAAUAUUAAAGCAUUUUAUAGAAGAGCACUAGCGUACAAAGGAUUACAGAAUUAUGAAGCCAGUGUUGAUGAUUUCAACAAGGUACUUCUAAUAGAUCCAAGUGUUGUUGAAGCACAAAAGGAAUUAGAGGAUGUAACCCGACUGCUUGACCUUGACAGCAGUGCUGGAGCUGGCAGUCGACAAAAGCAAGGGAAGAAAAUAACCAUACAAGAGGUGACUGAACCUGAUGAACAGGAAGAGAGACAGUUUGCUACAUCAGAAGAUGCUGAGACUCAUCACGUUCCUGCUGAGGAAGCUGUUCCAAAGCUUGUGCCACAAAAAUCCUCUGAGAAACUCUGUGUUUCAGAACCAUCCAAUGCUUAUGACUUUGGUCAGAUUAUAAAUGCAGUGAAUGCCAAUAAGGAUAAAGCUGCUUGUGCAGAUCUUUUAACAAUUACUGAUCCAAAAAAGUUGCCAGUGCUGCUAAGUAACAAACUUGAAGGAGAAAUCCUUUUGAUUUUUAUCCAGUCAUUGGAACAUUACGUAGCUGGAAAAGAUCCUGGCCUUGCAUAUCAGCACCUUUUCUACUUAAGCAAAGCAGAAAGAUUUAAGGUGGUGCUGGCCCUUCUUAGCAAAAGUGAAAAAGAAGAGGUGCAGCAACUGUUCGACUUACUUUCAGAAAGCCAGAGUGAUCAGUACUCGCUGGAAGAUCUUGAGAGACUUAAAAAGGUUUAUGAACUUUGAGAAGUUAAAAGUUUAUUGGCUGCAUGCAUAUAGUGCAUGUAUAGAAGAUGAAUGAAUGAACUCUGCAGACUUGCCUGGAUUCAAGUGGGUCUUCACCUGGACGGAAUUCUAUUUUGUUUUGACAGCAUAUGCACAUUUAAAACUUGCUGCUCUUUUCUUCUUGUAGUUGUAUACAUCUCUAGAAUUUAAUGCCCAUCUGUGUUCAGUAAGAGAGUUCAUUUCAUUUGGCAUACUGAUUUUAUUUAGAUGGUUAAUUAUAUACAGAAAAAUACAUUUUACAUUAUAUGUGCAUUGUGAAGUACCUUGAUGGUACAGUAGGUAAAUACACUUUCAGUCAUCCCUUGUUACAUCAUUUUGUGAGUUCUAUGUUCUUGUGAUAAAGAAGUGUCUUCAAGAUAAACGGGUCAGUUAGAAGUAACUUCGCUAAAAUGAGUUUACAAAAAGUACUAACAUUUUUCAGAAAACUACUGUAGGCCAUCUGUUUGUUCAGUAUUCCUGGUCUGUACAAAACAGAUUUAAAUAUUUUUGGCUCAAUACAUCUCAGCAACAAAGGUGAAUGAAUAAUAUAUUAGCUUGUCAUGGAAACAGUUAUUAAAUGGAUGGGCAUGUUUUUAACAAGUGAGUAAUUUUUAGUGCAGAGGAUUACUUUUCUUCCUGUGUGUGCCAGAGGAUGGCUGGUUUUCUGACUUUGUUUGGGCAGUGACAGAAGAACAAGUGGUUGCACUUCACAAUAGAAGUAUUUAGCUCUGAGGUUUGUAAUGAGAUUAUUUAAAAUACUAGCUAUUUCUGUUUACAGAUACAGUUAUAAAACUAAAUUUUUUUGGACCAGUAUGGUUUGGGUUUUUUUUUUUUUUUAUUUCAGGCAUUACUUAUGUUUUAUAUUUGAUUCUGACAAAGUUCCCUCAAAGGUGAAGCUUUUAAAUUUUUAAAUACCCGAAUGCCUUCUUUGCACAGGUGAUAUAAAUGUAUAUCAGACUCACUUAGCACUUCAGAGAUAGCAUUAAGUAUAUUGUUCUAGUAAAAAUUUUUCUCAGGUAUAUAUUAAUUAAUAAAGUUUUUUCUUGAAAAGUAAAA
Corvus hawaiiensis (hawaiian crow) is the source of this 5099-nucleotide messenger RNA. It is a transcript of the gene SPAG1, whose product is annotated as sperm associated antigen 1. Gene Ontology annotation, cellular component: cytosol; mitochondrion. The record is from RefSeq and is a predicted model, not a curated record. Gene Ontology annotation, molecular function: heat shock protein binding. NCBI's taxonomy places the organism in Eukaryota, Metazoa, Chordata, Aves, Passeriformes, Corvidae. The transcript has 19 exons. The coding region runs from base 1110 to 4025 and encodes 971 amino acids.